AUGGGGUCUUCUAGGUCAAAUGCCCGUAUUAUUAGGUUUGCAGUAUUUGCUCUUAUAUUGAUUGGAUGUGGGUUCAUCCUUUCGAGAGGCUCAUACUAUAAUGCUGACGUUAACCCAGGUACAAACUUGCAAGCUAAACCAGCUAGCGACGGAAGUAUUGCUAGUGGUGGUGAACAAAAUGCUGGUAGUGUUAGUGGUGAUAGUGCUGCUGGUAAUGGUGGAAAUGUGCAAGCAGAAUUGCAGAUUUCCAACCAAAAUGUGCCAGCAGCAGCCAAGCCAAAGGCUGAAGCAGGAGCUAACAAGAAGGACAAGGUCAAGGCUACGUUUGUAUCUCUUGCUAGAAAUUCUGAUUUGAACUCGUUGCUUGGGUCUAUCAGACAAGUUGAAGAUCGUUUCAACCACAAAUUCAACUAUGAUUGGGUUUUCUUGAACGAUAAACCUUUUUCGGAUGAAUUUAAAGAGGUCACCAGUGCCGUUGUUUCAGGAACCACUAAGUAUGGUUUGAUUCCAGAAGAACAAUGGUCUUUCCCACCAUGGAUCGAUCAAGAAAAGGCUGCAUUGACCAGAGAACAAAUGAAAGAGAAGGGAAUCAUCUACGGUGAUUCGAAGUCCUACAGACAUAUGUGUCGUUACGAAUCUGGAUUUUUCUGGAGACACGAAUUGAUGAUGGAUUACGAUUACUACUGGAGAGUCGAACCAGACAUCAAGAUUUACUGUGACAUCGACUACGAUGUGUUUAAGUGGAUGAGUGACAACAACAAGGCCUACGGUUUUACCAUUUCAUUGCCUGAAUAUAAGGAAACUAUCCCAACAUUGUGGGAUGUUACUAAAAAAUUCAUCAAGGAAAACCCACAACACAUCGCCAAGAACAAUAUGAUGGAAUGGAUUUCCACCGACAACGGUGAAACUUACAACGGGUGCCAUUUCUGGUCCAAUUUCGAAAUUGCUAGCUUGAAGUUAUGGAGAUCCGAAGCAUAUAAGGCAUACUUCGAAACUUUAGAUAAGAAUGGAGGUUUCUUCUACGAAAGAUGGGGUGACGCGCCAGUUCACUCGAUUGCUGCUGCCUUAUUCUUACAGAAGGACCAAAUUCACUUUUUCGACGAUGUUGGAUAUUACCAUGUUCCUUUCCACAACUGUCCAGUCUCUAAAGAAACCAGAUUGAAGAAUAAAUGUGUGUGUAACCCAGAUGAGGAUUUCACCUGGAAGGGUUACUCCUGUACAACCAAAUUCUACACUGUCAACAACCUCCCAAGACCUAAGGGAUGGGAAAAUUUCACCUAG
Molecule: messenger RNA, 1281 nt
Organism: Debaryomyces fabryi
Lineage: Eukaryota; Fungi; Ascomycota; Pichiomycetes; Serinales; Debaryomycetaceae
Product: glycosyltransferase family 15 protein
Exons: 1
Coding region: 1-1281 (426 amino acids)
Biological process (GO): cell wall mannoprotein biosynthetic process; protein O-linked glycosylation; protein N-linked glycosylation
Cellular component (GO): Golgi apparatus; membrane
Molecular function (GO): alpha-1,2-mannosyltransferase activity
Source: RefSeq, a predicted model, not a curated record